Lasiodiplodia theobromae is the source of this 840-nucleotide messenger RNA. RefSeq names its product Enoyl-CoA hydratase/isomerase family protein. The transcript has a single exon. Bases 1 to 840 code for a protein of 279 amino acids. The record is from RefSeq and is a predicted model, not a curated record. NCBI's taxonomy places the organism in Eukaryota, Fungi, Ascomycota, Dothideomycetes, Botryosphaeriales, Botryosphaeriaceae.
AUGGCAGACACCGAACCGCAAGCCGUCCAGGUCGACAAGACCUCAGACGGAAUCACCACCAUCACCAUCAACCGGCUCCGUCGUAGAAACGCAAUCGAUGGCCCGACCGGCAAGAGGCUCACCGACGCCUUCCUAGACUUCGAAAACGACGCGACCCAAAAAGUCUGCGUCUUCCACGGCGCCCACGGCACCUUCUGCGCCGGCUUCGACCUGCACGAAGUAGCCAAAUUCGACACCAGCGACUCCACCUACAAAGGCCCGAUCAUCGACGCCAACCACCGCGUCGAAGGCCGCAACAUCGGCCCCAUCGGCCCGUCGCGCAUGCAGAUCAAGAAGCCCGUUAUCAGCGCCGUGUCGGGCCACGCCGUCGCCGGCGGCCUCGAACUCUCCCUCCUCGGCGACAUGCGCGUCGCCGACGAAUCCGCCAUCUUCGGCGUCUACUGCCGGCGGUUUGGUGUACCUCUGAUUGACGGCGGUACGGUCCGCCUCCCGGCUAUCGUAGGGCUGGGCCGCGCGCUUGAUAUGAUUCUGACCGGGCGCGGCGUGGCUGCGCGUGAGGCGCUGGAGAUGGGGCUGGCGAAUAGGGUCGUGCCGGAGGGAAGGGCGUUGGCGGAAGCGACGGCGAUCGCGAGACAGCUGCUUGCGUUUCCGCAGGCUUGUAUGAAUGUCGAUCGGGCGAGCUGUUAUUAUUCGGUGUAUGACGCGAGCUCGUUUGAAGACGCGCUGAGGAACGAGUUUGAUCAAGGGGUCAAGGUCAUCACGACGGAGAGCGUGAAAGGUGCUGCAAGAUUCAGUGGAGGGGCUGGACGGCACGGCACCUUUGAGGGGACGAAAUUGUAG